AUGACUACGAUAGAGUAUUUGAAUAGAAGGCCAGUAUACUAUGAAGACAAUUAUUCAGAAUAUACAUCUGAAGAAGACGAGGAUGAGGGCCAUUCGAAGCGAUACAAAAACCGUUUCAUGCGCCUUGUUACACAUAAAUUACGCCGUACCUGGAUGGUUGUGGCACGUAAUGGUUAUCAGAAAUUAAACAGCACCAACACACAUAUCAAACGACCAUUUUGUCUGCCGUCAUUUGCUAAUACUAAUACUAUCAAUCCUGCAUCAUCCAGUCUGUUACCUAAACGUGAUACCCCACUUGACAUGGAAGACUUUCUUGCGACAAAAACUAUAAGGCCUGUUAUCAUUAAUGAACAAGAGAUAGACAUAGACAUGACACUAUUGUCAGAGAAACGAUUGCCGAGUACAAGUAAAAUAUCUAGGAUCCUAGAUAUUUCAGAAGACGAAGCUCUAUUACAAAUAAGACAAAACAUGCAUCAAAACUAA
This is a messenger RNA of Rhizopus microsporus ATCC 52813, 483 nucleotides long. RefSeq lists its product as uncharacterized. The record is from RefSeq and is a predicted model, not a curated record. The coding region runs from base 1 to 483 and encodes 160 amino acids. NCBI's taxonomy places the organism in Eukaryota, Fungi, Mucoromycota, Mucoromycetes, Mucorales, Rhizopodaceae. The transcript has a single exon.